UCUUCUCUCUAUGAUUCAAAAAGGACAGAAGUAUCGCAACAAAGUUUACAAUGGGAAACCAUUUGCAUGCGUUAGAAUGGUCCAGUCAAAGUUCAGACUAAUUCAUUCGGAAGCUACGUUUGUGCUGUCUUGCAAAUAAAAAUAAAAAAAAGAAUGGCUAGAAACAUCAUUAGACCUGCAAAGCUUGUGAAGCUUGUAAUUCCACCGUCUGUGUUUCAACCAAGUCUUGACUCAGGAGGGCUGAACUGUACGCCACACAGCGUCUUGUUGGUCGAUCACAACAAAUCCCUAAAACUACAUUGGCGAUUGUGGUUGUAACCGGAGAAAAUGUGGAACAGUUGAAGGAGCAGAAGUAAUGGCGCCCUGCGGCCUCUCGUCUCUUUGAGCAUCAGCAGCCACACGCGGGGGCAGGAAUGAUCUACCUGGCUCACACAGCGCACCGCCAGUUCCUGGGUCUCGUGUUCGGCUUCCUGGCGUGGCUCUUCAUCGUGACGACGACCGGCAUCAACGAGUGGCGGCUCUGGUACGUGGACGACGUGUCCGUCAUCACGUCUGGCGUGGCCUGGGUGGGGAUCUGGAGGGCGUGCUUUUACAGCCACGUCCUCCCAGAGGCCGAGUACUGUCGCAGCAUCGGCGUCUCGGACAUCUUCGCCCCUGCCGAGAUCCCCUCUGCUCAGGUCCUGAUGAUGCUGGCGGUGGUCACCGGCCUGCUGGGGAACGUCAGCGCGGCGGUGGCCGUGAGGUUCGCCUACUUCUCAGUGGAAGACCGCAGGAACAUGAGGCUGAGCUUCGCGCUGGCCGGGGCUCUGUACUCGGUCACGGCGGUGUUGUCCUUGGUGCCUCUGGUGUGGAACAUGACCGCCGUUCUGAACAACCGCACCAUAGACUUUCCUCCGGAGUUCAACCUGCCUGCUGCUCCGGUCCGGCAGAGUGUGGGAGCAGCCAUCGGGAUGGGAAUGUUUGCUUCCAUCCUGAUGCUUGUAAGCGGAGUGAUUUUCUUCUGCUACAGGCAUUCAUCACAAACCGCGGACCCGCUCGACGGCCGCUGGACGGUACAAACACUGCCGAAGAGGUCCGAGCUGCCCAUCGGUGACGGUCAAGCGAUGGAUAACCCGGGGUUCCACAGCGAAGAAAGAUUGUGAUGGUUCUACAUAUUUUUUCCUGCAUUAACAAAAACGUAUAUUUUAAGAACAUUUCUGAACUACAAAGCAACCAAGCCCAUACGUGAAAGAUCGUAACAUUCCUCCGGAGUGGCAGGUACCAAUCUCAGAAGAAUAUCUGCAAAAACUCAACAAAGGCGACAGCAGGAAUCACCCUGAUGAACGCCAUAUCAUGUGCUACAAACUCUCUGUGACAGGAAUCCAAAUAAAUAUAACCAUCAAUAACUAGAUUAUUCAAUGUUUUUGUAGGAGACAAUAUUUAAAAUGUUAUCUUGGUCUCAGUUGACAUGGCUGUCUUGUUUCCAGUGAUCUUUCACAAAUGCCACCUGACCCUGAUUUGUCAAGCUAGUGACUCCUGAAGACCAGUAAGGGUCUGCUGGUGUCUGGGACCAGACUGGUUGGUAGAGGAGACUCUGAACCCUGGGAGAACACAGACGAGACCUCUGAACCCGAUUCAUCUCUAAAGUACAUCCUCCAUGCAACGUCUGGCAGAAAUAUUCUCAGAAUUUGAACCUUUAUAAUUUUUUUUUUUUUACUCCAAAACCACAAACUUCAGUGUAAUGUCUUGCUAUUGUAUCUGACAGCGUGAAUGCUGUUGUUCCAUUAAGUAUGCAAAGGUUGUUUUUUUUUAAGAGAACAAAUCCUGGAAAAUCUACCGUAAUAAAUUUGGCAGAAAGACUUGAGAUUGUUGUGGAUCCUCUAGCACUGAACAAAAAUCAGCCACAUUUACAAUGUAAUUAUUCAGAUCGAAGCAUUUUGAUGUCUUAAAAACAGCCAAAACACCUGCAACACAAUCAAAUAAUCAAUUUAAUUACAAGGUAUUUUUCAGA
Gambusia affinis (western mosquitofish) is the source of this 1990-nucleotide messenger RNA. RefSeq names its product claudin 34a (gene cldn34a). The record is from RefSeq and is a predicted model, not a curated record. Gene Ontology annotation, cellular component: plasma membrane; bicellular tight junction. The transcript is spliced from 2 exons. The coding region runs from base 414 to 1142 and encodes 242 amino acids. Lineage: Eukaryota; Metazoa; Chordata; Actinopteri; Cyprinodontiformes; Poeciliidae. Gene Ontology annotation, molecular function: structural molecule activity. Gene Ontology annotation, biological process: bicellular tight junction assembly; cell adhesion.